AGAGAGAGGUCUGAAAUGAGAGAGAGAAAGGAGGGUUAGUAUUAAAAGAGACAACAACACAUGAAACAAACAAGCACUGUAGUCAAUUACCUACUGCCAUUGAACUUUGAACCUCUGCAACCUCAGAAGUAGAAGUUUCCCACUGAUAAUUUCUAGGGGGGGAAAAAAAAUGGCAAGACCGAGAAUUUCAACAGGUCAGGGGUGUGAGUGUAAUUUGGUUUAGGGACCCAAAAACAUUCUGAAAUGAUUAAACAUAUAUGUACUGAUGAUCUUCCCACCUUGUCAUUCUAUGCAAGUACCUGCCUUUUGACCAAUAAUUAACGACAAUUAACAGUCUUGUACCGAGGAUAAACAAUCAUGAAAGAAAGAUAAUCUUUCCUUGUGAGCUGAGCGUCCUCUAACAUCUAUAAAUGAUCUCCCUGUUUCAUCUGACCAAACAAUUUCAGGUCCUCUCUCUCUCUCUCUCCGCACACACACAAGACAAAAACAUAUACACACUCCCCACCAAGCAUAGAAGAUGUCAUCAGUUCUCAAUCAUCUCUUUGAUCUUUCGGAACAGAUAUGUUACGUGCAAUGUGGUUUCUGCACGACCAUUUUACUGGUAAGUGUGCCAUGUAGCAGCUUGUCCGUGGUGGUAACAGUGAGAUGCGGCCACUGCACAAGCCUCCUCUCUGUCAACAUGACCAAUGCUUCUUUCUUACCUCUCCAUCUUUUAACCUCAGCUUUCAACCAUGAAGAGCCAAAUCCAGAGGAAAAUGAUGCACAGAAGGUCUUGGACCGGCGCAGCCCAUCCAUGGUGGCCUCUUCUGACCAUGAGGAAGAGGAUGUAAUCUCCGGGAAUCACAUCGUUAACAAACCCCCUGAGAAGAGACAACGAGCUCCAUCAGCCUAUAACCGCUUCAUUAAAGAGGAGAUCAAGAGGCUUAAGGCUGAGAAUCCAAACAUGGCUCACAAGGAAGCUUUCAGCACAGCUGCCAAAAAUUGGGCUCAUUGCCCUGCAUUUCAGUCCAAAGCAGAUGAAGAUCACUAUAGUCAGAGUACUGAGGAAAACAUGGCUAUAAAUUGGGACUCUCGAUCAUGAGGUCCAUGAGGUAAAGAGCACUUCAACUCAUCGAAUAUCAUGAUCAUCAGCAGUUUCUUCCCACUUUAUUCACGAUCGAGGACUGCCGAUAUUGGUCAACUUUUUCUUCUGAGCAAAUUAAAUCGGUUGUAAUAUAGGGUUUGUUAUAACAUCAUGUUAUGAUGAUAUGUCAUGAUCAAUCAUGCAUCACGAUCAGAUCGCAUGUUGGAGGUUAAAAACAGAUGUUUCGAUCUUUUAAUAUAACCAGGCGCCAUCAAUUUUAAGGUUUCGUAUGUAUAUCAUUAAUUUCAAGGAACAUUUUGUUUAGCUUUCAAUUUGUCAUGAUUUGGAGGAAGGUAUGAUCACCAUGCAUAUAUAUUCAUGGAGAUGAUCUGCUGAUGAUCAAUAUGAAAUCCCGAAUUUUGUUUGGAAUAUUUCUUUUGGU
Messenger RNA from Juglans microcarpa x Juglans regia, 1505 nucleotides. RefSeq names its product axial regulator YABBY 4. Gene Ontology annotation, biological process: cell fate commitment; polarity specification of adaxial/abaxial axis; plant ovule development. The record is from RefSeq and is a predicted model, not a curated record. Gene Ontology annotation, cellular component: nucleus. The coding region runs from base 518 to 1081 and encodes 187 amino acids. The transcript has 6 exons. NCBI's taxonomy places the organism in Eukaryota, Viridiplantae, Streptophyta, Magnoliopsida, Fagales, Juglandaceae.